Messenger RNA from Entelurus aequoreus (snake pipefish), 884 nucleotides. RefSeq names its product CUB and Sushi multiple domains 1a (gene csmd1a). The transcript is spliced from 5 exons. The coding region runs from base 1 to 744 and encodes 247 amino acids. The record is from RefSeq and is a predicted model, not a curated record. Lineage: Eukaryota; Metazoa; Chordata; Actinopteri; Syngnathiformes; Syngnathidae.
AUGCUGAACGCCUAUCGUGAAGAAGGUGAUGGGGCUGAUAAUGAGGCUCGCUCAUUAGGGGGACGUGUCCUCAUGGCUCAUCACGCAGACUUUGAGGAGGGGAUGGGGAAAGUGCUGAGUCUGCGGCCAAGCUUUAGACGCUUCUGGAGUGAUGACGUCACCCGCGUCAAUCAGGCCAGGUGUGGGGAUUUUUCCACCCGAUGGCGCCGAGACGACGGAGCAGGUCAUUUCAUCUGCUCUACGGUGACGGCGCCCUGGGACCCUCGACAGAUUUCGGGGGCUCGUCCGGGAUCAGCGCCACCUUCUGAAAAACGACAAGUAUCGUCCUCAAUUUCUCCCCGCCGGCAUUUUGAUUCAGGUCAGAACUGCAGUUACACACUACACAGUCCCAACGGGACGAUAGAAAGCCCCGGCUACCCGUACGGCUAUCCCAACUACGCCAACUGCACGUGGGUGAUUGUAGCGGCCGAGCACAAUCGGAUACAGCUGGUGUUUCUCGGCUUCGCCCUGGAGGAGGACUUUGACAUCCUGUCCGUUUACGACGGGCCACCCAGUCCGGGGAACCUGCGGACAAGGAACUUGGUGCUGCUUACCAUCUCCACUGCUGUGCCGUUGAUGAAGAGUGGAGCAUGGCUGGACUGGUGUCUCCUGAAGUCGACGAUGAUCUCCUUGGUCUUGUCGACGUUCAGGACCAGGUUGUUGGUUCUGCACCAGUCAACCAGAUGUUUCACCUCCUCCCUGUAGUCCAUGUUGUUGUUGUCACGGAUGAGGCCCACUACUGUCGUGUACUUCACAAUGUGGUUAGUAGUGGACCUGGCGCAGCAGUCAUGGGUCAUCAACGUGAACAGCAGUGGACUCAGGACGCAGCCCUGGGGGGAGCCGGU